Messenger RNA from Monoraphidium neglectum, 582 nucleotides. RefSeq lists its product as hypothetical. NCBI's taxonomy places the organism in Eukaryota, Viridiplantae, Chlorophyta, Chlorophyceae, Sphaeropleales, Selenastraceae. Bases 1 to 582 code for a protein of 193 amino acids. The record is from RefSeq and is a predicted model, not a curated record. The transcript has 5 exons.
AUGCACUGGGCUGCGCAGACGUUUGUGCCGCGGCUGCUGGGCCAGGAGAAGUUCAUCUUUGAUGAGCUCGUGUCGUACGUCUGGACCCACACCCUCGUGGCCAUCGCGCGCGCGCGCGCGCCGGCGGGCCCGAGCGCCAACAAGCGCGGCGCCCACGAGGCUGCGCUGCGCAAGUGGCUUGAGGCGCUGGAGGCGGCCAACUCUCAGCUGCACGGGCUGGGGCGGGAGGGGCACGUGCACACGCUGCGGCAGCAGGUGCUACUCGAGCUGCUCAAGCGCAUCGACGCGCUGCUGUUCCACUACCUCGUAAACCCCGACGCCGCCGGCUCCGAGGCCUCGGGCGGCGCCACCGACGAGGCCGGCAGCGGCGCGGGCGUGGUGAUGGACGCGCGCAACCCCAACAUGCCGCUGCUGGACGAGAGCAUGCUGUUCUUCACGCGGGGGGCGCUCACGUUUGGGACGGGCAUGCAGCUCAAGAUGGCGUGCACGCGGUGGGCGGCGCGCGCGCGCGCGCGCGCGCGUGCUGCAGCAGUGGGCGUUUGGCGACGGCGGGCUGCGGGACAUCUGGGCGCAGCUGCCUGA